Penicillium antarcticum is the source of this 1167-nucleotide messenger RNA. RefSeq names its product putative pantetheine-phosphate adenylyltransferase. Lineage: Eukaryota; Fungi; Ascomycota; Eurotiomycetes; Eurotiales; Aspergillaceae. Gene Ontology annotation, biological process: coenzyme A biosynthetic process. The record is from RefSeq and is a predicted model, not a curated record. The coding region runs from base 1 to 1167 and encodes 388 amino acids. Gene Ontology annotation, molecular function: dephospho-CoA kinase activity. The transcript has a single exon.
AUGGCUGGUCAACCCUCUGCUCUUCUACUUCUUCCCCCGCCUUCUGCCUUUACUCUUAACCAAGUCAAAGAUGCAUUUGAACCAUCUUUGGUCGAUGUUUACACUAAGCUCUCUGAUAAAUUGAAUGAGAAUGACACAGCUAUACUCGACAUUGCCCUGGCCAUUCCCGGUCUACUCUCCAACUGUCAACCUCGGUCCAAAGUGUUUGCGCAACUCCAACAUUACCUGAGCAGCAUCUAUACCCUGGUGGGCGCCGUCUGUGCAACACACAAUAUCGAGCUGGACUCUCCAGGUGGCAUUGAUACCCGGGUGGUAUUUGUUGAUCAGGCGACUAAACCGGCUGAACGCACACCCUUUGGUCCCAUUUUGGACUGGCAAUCACUUGCAGAUUGCGAUCGCCGUUGGGACCAUGUCUAUUAUCUAGGAAACACUGCCGGCAAAAACGUGGCUGACUCUUUUAUCAGCCAUGUUGGUGCCCAGGCCAAAGACGGCAGAGCGGCAAGCCUGCAAGCCAUCACUAGCCAUCCUGACUGGGCGGCUUCUGGCCCCCUGUUAAAUCCUGACGACCAACCCUCCACUCCGCACUAUUCCGUGGUCGUGGGUGGCACAUUUGAUCACCUCCAUGUUGGUCACAAGCUCCUCCUUACAGCUGUUGCAUUGGCCUUGGACCCGGGCCGGGAAGGACGCCUGACCAUCGGAGUCACAGGGGAUGCACUCUUGACCAAGAAAAAAUACGCUGAAGUGCUUGAGAGCUGGGAGGAGCGUUGGCAGAGUACUGCCUCGUUUCUUGCAGCCAUUAUGGAUUUCUCGCCUGAAGAAAAGUCGCCCCAGAUUGAACGUGGAUUCUCGCCGGACCCAUUAGGCCAGGCACCCCUCAAGAAUGUUCUCAUGAGGAUACAACCCAACUUGGCAUUCAAGUUUGUGGAAAUAUCCGAGAUGUUCGGGCCCACAAUCACAGAGGAGGACCUCGGUGCGAUACUGGUGUCCAAAGAAACCCGAUCAGGAGGGGCCCUGAUCAAUGAAGAGCGUACAAAGAAAGGGUGGAAGGCCCUUGCGGUGUUUGAGGUGGAUGUACUCCAAUCUGGAGAAGCCACAGAUGAGAGUUUCGAAUCGAAAAUAAGCAGCACAGAUAUCAGGCGGCGGCGGGCUCACCGGGCCAAGGUAUGA